AUGGCACAGCAGGAAAGACCCACUACCCCCAAUGUGAGGGUUUUAAAUGCCCAAGAUACGCCCCCUGAGGAUUCCACUUCAGCUGUGAAGGUGUCUCAAGACUUGCAAAGGUUGAUGCUCAGAAUGAAGGGAGAGUUCAUGGAUGCUGAAGGUGCGGGGGUCAAAUACAAUGAUCUGAAGAAAGCACCCAUCUUUAGCGAAUAUAAGAAAAUGGCUGCUUCGCUGAAGACGAUAGACUUAGAGCCACUGUCGGUGGAUGAACGGAAAGUUUUGUUUCUAAAUGUGUAUAAUGUGUUAACGAUCCACGGCCUGGUUGACCUAGAUGAGAUUCCUACAUCCGUCUUGAACAUCCAACAGUUCUGGAAGUCGACAGCGUAUGAUAUCGGAGGUUACGUCUUCACGUUGGACGAUAUUGAACAUGGCAUUUUAAGAGCUAACCGAGGCCAUCCAGCUUCCACUCACCCCCAGUUUGGCAACACCGACCCAAGAUUGAAGUUUGCACUGAAAGAGGUUGACCCAAGGAUUCAUUUUGCUCUUGUCUGUGGUGCUAAGUCCUGUCCUGCAAUUAACGUUUACUCUGAAAAAAAUCUUGAUCGAGCUCUCGAGGCUGCUGCCAAGAACUUUUGUCAUCAGGAGGUCACGUGUCAUAUCAAAUUCAAUGAGAUCGGAUUGUCAAAGAUCUUCCAAUGGUAUCGUGAAGACUUUGGAAAGACAGAUGUUGAUGCAAUCAGAUGGGCAAUGUCAUAUGUAUGUGAAGAUGUCCAGUACGGAAUCAGUCUUCUGUUAGAAAAGCUGGAGGAGGAGGGAAAAGUCGAGAUAAAGUAUCGAGACUACAACUGGCGACUUAAUAAAGUGUAACCGUGGCCACUGGGGAAACAGUUCUAUCAUUGCAAUGUUCUAGCAGAAUGCUGAAUCGCUGCAUAUCUUAGAUAAUAGAUAAUCAAAGAUAUCAAAACCAAGAAUUUGGGUUUUUUUGUCAGUGCUCCCUAUGAAACUUCAAAAGUGUGUUGAAGGGUUGGCGCGCCCGUUGGCAUUUUCGCCACUUGGAAUGCUGCAUAUGAGUGGCGAAUGUAAAACAAUGUCUGGCUAAAACUUUGCGAAUUCAAUUUGAAUUGCGAUGAUUUGGCGAGAGAGUAAUAGUAUUGUGCGAAAAUUGAUCAAAGUCUAUCAAAAAGAUCCACUUCCACCCCAAUGCACCAAGGAACGAUCGAUAGUCAGUCAAACUUUAUCAUAUUUGCGGGCGGCCGCGCUAUCACACGUGGUUGCUAUCGUCUGCAUUGUAGUUCUACCCCUUGCCGCUAGUGGUUUUGGCGGCGCUGCCGGUCGCCUUACGCAUACAUUAUCGACUGGUUUCCCGCUCGCUCUGUUGCCAUGGAGUCUCCGGUCACGUGUUCCUCGAAUCGUUCGUUGAUUUGCUGGUCUUGUGCUGGCGGGUUGCCAUUCUCGCACUUGUUACUGUGGGCUUGGUCGGCCCCAAGAUGGACAAACGAUCGGCAAUGGCUAGAGCUGACUCAAUAUGGCUAAAAGUGACAGCCACUUGGCUAAAAAGUGGCUAGGAGGAAAAAAUUCAAAGAGCCAACCCUGUGUUGUGAAGUCAUUGGAGAACUGCCAUUUCCAAAAUCCGUUGCAUUUAGUGUGGUUUGUUUUAGCUUGAAAUGUAUUUAUUACUGUGGUGCUUUAAAAGAGAAAGUUGCUGAUGGGCUAUCAACUUCAAAACAAAAUGUAUGUCUCACUCACUGUAGUGGUUUGUAAAAGGAGUCUUAUUUCUUUUCGAGGUUUUUUAAAUUUAUUAUGACAUUGUUUCCUUCUGACCCUAUUUAUUCCUUUUCUCGCAACUUUGUGUCGGAUAAGUCAGGGUACUCCCAAUCUUUUUUGUAGAACAUCAUUGUUCAUUUAUCAUUCCAUUUUCACAUCACUCACUAUAUUGCACGUAAUCUGGAUCUUUGGAACUCGCUUUUGCAAAUAUUGUAUUUAGGUAGUCACUGCUGGCAUGCUAUUAUUUGGGUCAGCCUGUUUUGCCAAUAAAUAAUGUUCCUGGAUAGUAUAGGCCUGAGCACACUAGUCCAGUUGGCUACAACACAUGUUGUCUUCAAACCCUUGGGCAAAUUCUUUGCUCGAGGCAAUUGCUGGACAAAGCAAAUAUUCUGGCAAAAGCAGCACAAGUUUGAGAUACCUUUACUCCAAUAUUAGUCUUUCAAUAAUUUGUAUAUUUUGAUUAUGUUUCAUUAAAUUUUACCCUCAGUAACUAUUCUAUUCUAUGUUUUAUGUGAAUAUUUAAAGCCAAUAUAUAGUCUAUAUGAUAGUCUCUACCAUAUUAAUAGAUAUAUUGAUGGAUAGAAUAUUUAUUUACUGAUUGUGUUAAGGUUGAAUUAUGUAUGCAUUGCUGUCAGUUUUGGGAAAUUUUAGAACAAGUCUAGCUUGGAUGCAGUCUUCCAAAAGAGGUACAUGUGGGGAUAUUUAUCUAUAUCUGCUGGAAAUAGCUUUAUUUGUGAGAUAGAAAGCUAGAUAGCGAUAUUGCUCAAUAAGGCAAGAUUGUACAUGUAUAUGAAAUUGGGGAGGGAGGAGAGCACCAGACAUAUUCACUGCUCUGCUUUAUUUGUUAGAAUGUUUGUGAUUUAUGCAAAAUAUUCCUUGGAACUUCAAUAGUUGUGUUGGUUGCCAGUCAUUUUGGCAUCAGCAAAUCACGAUUUAAGUCUGGUCUGCAAGAUGCUUGCCCUGGUUACCACGACACUGUUCUGAGUUGUAUGGCCUAAAAGCCUGAUAAUCAAAAGGCCGCUUUAUCUCAUGGCUUUUUAUUGCAAAUUUGAAUUCUGUGUCACAUUUUUGGGAACAUAUUUUAUUCUAUUGCUGAAUUCGUUUCAUUGUUUCAUCGAAAAUUCCCUCUGGUUUUGCAAGUUUCAAGAUGUAUUUCAGUCCAUCCAAAGUGUUGAUCCCGUGAGGAGGGAGAAUAGAAAAUACAAAUUGAUACUUGCAUUCAUGGUCAGGGUGGAGAGAUAUUUUGUUUGUUAUCAUUUAUAAAUUCUAUAUGGACAGAUUAUUGAAUAUUUUGUAAUUUAAGAGGUACAUUAUACUUGCUAAGCUAAUGUAUUUUAUCUAGUACAAUACGUCUGUGUCUUGCUGAUAUCAUGACAGAAAUAAAUGUCCUAUAAAGGAA
Molecule: messenger RNA, 3154 nt
Organism: Lineus longissimus
Lineage: Eukaryota; Metazoa; Nemertea; Pilidiophora; Heteronemertea; Lineidae
Exons: 6
Coding region: 1-858 (285 amino acids)
Source: RefSeq, a predicted model, not a curated record